Molecule: messenger RNA, 1151 nt
Organism: Spodoptera litura
Lineage: Eukaryota; Metazoa; Arthropoda; Insecta; Lepidoptera; Noctuidae
Product: RDS/peripherin-like protein xRDS35
Biological process (GO): visual perception
Cellular component (GO): membrane
Source: RefSeq, a predicted model, not a curated record
AUGGUCAUCUUCUGCUACAAUACUAGCCUGCGGGUGAUGCUGCUGCUUAAGCAUAUACAUAAAGUAACAGUCCUCCUCCUGUACGGACUGAUCCUCUUCCAAGCGUACGGUAUGAAGCUCCACUAUACUGGAGGACUGCGCCUCAUAGCGGUGCUACUGAAGUGUCCUCACUGGAAGCGAGCGACACUCGUCAGCAGCGUGUGGCUGCUCAGCGGCUCGCUGGUCGCCGCCAACGGGAUGCUCGUGUAUGCUGCCUGCAGGGGAACUCUAAAGGCUCUGAUGAAGGAGUUAUCAUCAUCGCUACGUAUCGGUAUCUCGCAGUAUUUGACGGAACCGACUUGGAAGGCACUCAUGGAUACAAUGCAGGUGGAACUAAGUUGCUGUGGAGCGGACAAGCCUACAGACUGGCACGAGAUACCCUGGAUCAACAUGGACUUCUUAAAUGAAGGAUCUGAGUUGGUCAUGAAGUUAGCGGGAGCAGAUGGUAAAGUGCUGCCCCCUGUAUCCCCGUACUCUUGUUGUACGCCGCGUGUACUUGCUCCGUGCUACCACGACCCUUUACAACAGUCGGAGUGGCGCGAGGUAUGGUCGGAGUCGUCCCCGCUACUGUCGGCGUCGCUGCACACGCGCGGCUGCGUGGAGGCCGUGCGGGCCCCACUCACUCGCGCACUACUCGCACUGCAGUGCUUUAACAUGCUCGUCUUCUUGUUCCAAAUCCUAAUAGUAGUGCUAACCCAGCUCCUCCGUACGAGUGCCCGCGAGGCCGUGCUGCGCGGGGACUGUAGUGGGACUGGUCGAGGCGUACUCUUUGGGAGACUGCCGCUACAACUACAGCGCACGACAUCGAGCCGAGAAGAGGAGCUCCUAGCAUGUUCGAGUACAAGCGCGGGCAUAGUCCCGGAGCCGGCGGCCGGGCCGAGCUACUGCGCGCACUACUCGCGCCGCGGCCGCAGGCGGCACUGCAGGACACAUGCCCGGAACAGCUACCCGUACCUGUCUUAGCCUUAAUCAUAUUAUGUCUGACUAUUUCAAAACUUGUGAAAGUGAAUCUUGUGUGUACUGUACUCUUAUGAAGUUGUUCAAAGAACUGAAUUGCAUCAGUGAUCAGUGAUAUAUUGGUUGAGACUGAACAGUGAAGUGUAAAGGCUAAA